GCCCGUUAUCGUCACCGUUUUAGAAGCCCCAGCAGCAACCUUCCAUCUCCCGCGGCCGCACGCGCGCAUCACCGAGAUAUCGUCCCAUCCCGGCUUUGCCUCUCAGCAGUCCCUGCGGCCGCCUCUCCGCCGCUCCGAAAUCAAAGCCAAAGAUGGCGAUGAUGAAUCGAGUGCUUCACUCGCGUUUCCUCUUUCUUCCCAAAGCGCCCCUUGUAAGCCCGUUCCUAAGUCACGGCCGUUCAGAUUGCUGGAUAUCCAAGUUGUGUCAAGCACGUGUUAGAGUACCACCAAUUAGGAGAUUUAGCUAUGGAUUUAGUUCUUCUUCUACAUCACAAGGUGUGUGCUAACCUUUUCAACACCUGUAGGUUGACCCUGUAUGAUGAAUAUAAGAUCCGGUCUCAUCGUAUCUUAGAUUUGACAUCCAAGAAAUGUGUUCCAUGUGACUCAAAGGAUGUUCGGCCAAUGUCUGAACAGUCAGCAAAUGAACUACUUGCACAGGUACAAGGUUGGAAUUUAUUGAGUGAAGAUGGUGUUAUGAAGCUGCAUCGAUCAUGGAAAGUGAAGAGUUUCACAAAAGGGUUGGAGUUAUUUCAGCUCGUGGCAGAUGUUGCUGAGGCAGAGGGUCAUCAUCCUGACCUUCAUCUGGUUGGUUGGAACAAUGUCAAAAUUGAUAUAUGGACUCAUUCAGUUGGAGGAUUGACUGAAAAUGAUUUCAUACUCGCUGCUAAGAUCAAUUCUCUCCAUGUCGAACAUCUUCUAAGAAGGAAAGCUGCUGCUUAGGAAUAUGCAUUUGGAAUUCAUGUGGUGACGUGGUAUACAAUUAAACUUCUGCUCUGCUUAUAGAGGUUACUAGUUACAUUUUUAGCAUAGCAUAUGUGGGCGAUGAGAUUAUUGCAUAGGCCAAACUUUGUCUUUUUUUGAUGCAAGGGCCAAACUUUGUCAUGCAUAUCUUGCUUCUGUUUUAGGCAAUGGCUAUCCUAUGGAUCAUCAUACGAACCUAUUUAUUUUAGAAGAAAUUCUACAAUAGUUGAUGGAUUUGUGAAUA
Elaeis guineensis (African oil palm) is the source of this 1045-nucleotide messenger RNA. RefSeq names its product pterin-4-alpha-carbinolamine dehydratase 2, mitochondrial. Gene Ontology annotation, cellular component: mitochondrion. Gene Ontology annotation, molecular function: 4-alpha-hydroxytetrahydrobiopterin dehydratase activity. The record is from RefSeq and is a predicted model, not a curated record. Lineage: Eukaryota; Viridiplantae; Streptophyta; Magnoliopsida; Arecales; Arecaceae. Gene Ontology annotation, biological process: tetrahydrobiopterin biosynthetic process.